ACGCGUUGCCAGCAGCGCCGGUUCUGCCAAGCCAGGUACGACGAUGCGCCGGUUCUGGUGCAGGCCGAUGCCGAUGUGUCCGGAAGUGUCAGCCAAGCUUCGCCAAGACCAGGCCAGGCCAGACCAGACAAGCGGUGCCGGGCCGAGCUGAGCCGAAGAUAGCCUGCCACUUCCGGGCAUGCCGGUCUGGAGCUGGCUGGUGCACAUGGAGCCAACCGGUCCCGUGGGCCUGUGGGGCGAAUUUGCUUUUGUCGGGCAUGCCCGGCGCCGCCCCCGAUUCCCACCAGCCUCCGCCCCAUUUCGGCCUGCUCUUCGCAUGGACGGGGAAAGAAAAAGGACGGCAGUACAAAGCGCCAUGGUGCAGAAGCGCAGGGCAGCGAGCGUGGCUGUGGCCCGGGGAUGACUACCCAUUACGAAUGGGGACGCCACGCAGCACAUUAUAAAGUCUCGAUCGGCCCUGGCGAGACCUUGGCAUUCCGCAAUCCCCGAAAAAAUGACCCUCAGAAGCCUUGCUUGCUGUCUCGCGGAGCCGGUCGAGCCCCAGCGCACCUUCAGCAUCGACCGGCUGGCUCCUGCGUCCUUGAACAGGGCCAGGACGGCAGUCGAGUUGGUCCAGCCGAAAUUUGCACCGCCAAUGGACCCAUUUGGGGCCUGGCUGCAUCCGCUCGAGGUCUUGGUGAAGACUGCGCGAGAAGAGCCCGAUACCCUUGCCCUCCUGACCAACGAGAACAGCAUCACAGAACGAUACAGCUACCUGCAAGUGUGGCAGAAGGCGUAUUCUAUAGCCCAAGGUCUCAAGGCACUCCCAGGCUGGGGCGAUGAGGGCCACGAAGUCGUUGGGACAUUUUGCGAGACAGAAGCGCACUGGGCAUUGUACAUGUUUGCUCUCUGGAUCCUCGGCAAGAAGGUCUUCAAUUUCGGGCUCAACACGCCCGCGUCGGUUCGACGGGACAUCAGCCAGCGGCUUGGUAUUAGGUAUAUCCUCUACCACUACACCCGACCCGGCCACACUGAGGGCGUCAAGGCUAUCGACGCCGGGGUUUACCCGUUGUUGGGCGAGGUUCCAGAUCCAUCGCUCGAGUUGUGCGAGCCAUUGAACGAGUUUGUCGCAUAUCUGUGCACUCUGGACAUCAGUGAUACUCCCAAGAUGUUCAAAUAUUCGCACUUGCACUCGCAUCUCAUUCGAACAAAGCUGGGACUGAAGUACGUCAAGAUGGGAAUGACCAUGCCGCCAUCCUUUCCAUCAGCAACCGCAUUGAUGUUCAUGGUGGCCUUCGGCACCAAAGGAUCGCUGUGGUUCCCAAAGCCAGCAUCCAGUCCGAUGCAGAGGGCGAUGAACACGAUUCGUCUCCUCGAGGAAGGUCUCGAGUUUUACUUUGCGACAUCGUCGUCCGCCAUGACUGUCUUCAAGAAAACACUCUCCAUCAAUCCUGCUACCAAGUGGGGAACAGCUCGCCGGAUCGUCAUCGGCCUUGAAAUAGUGCCUCCGUCGCUUGUCUACCAGGCCCGACAGCUGUGUCCCAAUGCUGAGAUCCGCUGCAUCUAUGCUUCGAUUGAGACGCUCUUAAUCGAUGCCGUCGCCUACUUUGCCUUGAUUCCCUCCAAUACCACCCCCGGCAAGUUGGUCUAUACCCUCAACAGGCCCAACAUUCGCUGUCUUCUCUGUGACGAGGAGGGCAAUGUCCUCGAACCAUCCAAGACCAGGGUGGGCAUCCUAAUGCUGGCCGUCGACAAGGACCAUCCCAUCAAGAACCACCCCGAUUUCAUCAACGCCGAUCCCGACAACAAGCUGGCCUCGUUUGGCUUCCUCCCCGAUGGCUCGCCUCGAGUCUGCACCAUGGACUGGGUCGAGCUGGUGGGCGAGAGGGAGUUUACUGUCGUUGGAAGAUUCGACCAGAGGGUCAGGAUCAACGACGCCUAUGUCGAUUUUAACGCUCUCGAGGAGCUCGUGAACCAGCACCUCGGUGACUUUGUUGCCGACUGUGCGUUUGUCCAGACCUCCGAGAAGAUCGUGAUGCUGUACAUUCCCAGAGCCGGAACCGACCUCUAUGCCAUCCCUGCCGAGAUCCAGCAGAUGGCCGAGAACCUGAUCACUCUCAAGAACGCCGUCAAGCUGUCGAUUCACGACUGUCUCGAGCUCGACUGCAUUCCAAUCAACGACUCGGGCAAGCGGGAUCUCAAAAAGCUCAGGCGCAUCGCCGAGCGUGCGGACCGACUGUAA
Polychytrium aggregatum is the source of this 2221-nucleotide messenger RNA. RefSeq lists its product as uncharacterized. The record is from RefSeq and is a predicted model, not a curated record. NCBI's taxonomy places the organism in Eukaryota, Fungi, Chytridiomycota, Chytridiomycetes, Polychytriales. Bases 494 to 2221 code for a protein of 575 amino acids. The transcript is spliced from 9 exons.